Paramacrobiotus metropolitanus is the source of this 555-nucleotide messenger RNA. Its product is annotated as kelch-like protein 3. Bases 1 to 555 code for a protein of 184 amino acids. The record is from RefSeq and is a predicted model, not a curated record. Gene Ontology annotation, molecular function: protein binding. NCBI's taxonomy places the organism in Eukaryota, Metazoa, Tardigrada, Eutardigrada, Parachela, Macrobiotidae. The transcript has a single exon.
AUGUCAUUUAGCGAAAAUCAAAACUAUCGCGUGUUUCUUCGCAGGAAGGAAGCGGCCUUCGACGUGUGGCACCACUACUCUCUCAUCUGCGGCGGAUACCCUACCAAAGGUCGCAACCGCGCCAUACUGGCCACCGGCGACAUGUACAACGCGGCGACGGACCAGUGGAGUGAGCUGCCGGCGAUGGCCAAUGCGCGCUGCAGUUUCGCCGCCAAAGUCCUCAACGACUACCUGUACGUGACGGGCGGGGUAGGCGUGGGGUCAACCGCCCUCAGCAGCUGCGAGCGGUUGCAGUUGGGCGUGCCCGGCGCCCAGUGGCGAUUCAUGGCGAACCUGGCGAGGCCGCGCUACGGACACUGUUUGUUCGUCUUGCGCGACAAGCUGUACGUCUGCGGUGGAUGCAGCCGCGACGGAGUGCCGCUGACCGGGAUCGAGGUGUACGAUCCGGCAUUGAAUCGAUGGAGCAGUGUCCGUCCGCUGGAGGGACGCGGUGCCCGCGCCGCUCCGGUGUCGGCCUGUGCCACCUUCACCGUCAGCAAUAAAACGCUGCGCUGA